Sardina pilchardus (European sardine) is the source of this 3526-nucleotide messenger RNA. Its product is annotated as sarcalumenin-like. The transcript is spliced from 7 exons. The record is from RefSeq and is a predicted model, not a curated record. NCBI's taxonomy places the organism in Eukaryota, Metazoa, Chordata, Actinopteri, Clupeiformes, Clupeidae. Bases 30 to 2792 code for a protein of 920 amino acids. Gene Ontology annotation, molecular function: GTP binding.
UGAGGGUGGCAGGGUCCCCGGCAGUCAAAAUGAAGGCUCUGCUAUCUGCCUGCUACGUGCUCUGUCUACUGGCGUGGGCCACUGCAGAUGCAGUGGCCGAGGUGGCCAGCCCCGUGGGCUCAGAGGAUGAGGCUCUGGUCCAGCUGAAGCUGCAGCCAGAGGGGGACCUGUUCCCCUGCGGCUGUGACCCCACGGAGGAGCUGAGCCCCAGCACCUCCAACGACACCCCGGCCCCCGAGAGGGUCUGCCAGCCCUGCAGCUCCGGCCCCAGCCUGGGCACGGUCCCCGUGGAGCAGGAGGAAGAGGAAGAGGAAGAGGAGGUGGUCACCUCUGCAGAGGAAGCUGCUGCACCUGAAGGCGAUGCUGUGAGUGAGGAGGAAGAGGAGGAGGAGGAGUCUUCUCAAGAGGAAGCUGUGGAGGAGGCAGGAGUGGAGGAAGAGGGAGAGGAGGUGGCUAACGCCGAACCUGUGGCGGAAGAGACCGGAGAGGUAGAGGAAUCUGUAGACGAGGAGGUCGCUGAGGAAGUCUCCAGCGAGGAGUCGUCAGAGGAAGCAGAGGAGAGUGCUGAGGAGCAGGAGGAGACUGUAGAGGGAGUUGAGGGAGAGACAGCAGGCGAGGAGGAGGAGGCCGUGGAGGAGUCUGAUGAGGAGCCAGCCGCUGAAGAGGAGGAGCAAGCAGCAGCAGAGACAGGUGAGGCAGUAGAGGAAGGGACAGAGGAGGAGGAGGCAGGGUCUGAGGAAGAGUCCUCAGAGGAGGAGCCCGAAGAGGAAGACGCUGCCGAGGACGCAGAACCAGAAGCUGAGGAACUGGUACCAGAGGCAGAGCCAGAACCGGCUGCAGAAGAGGCAACAGAAGCAGAAGAAGUAGAGCCUGAGGCAGAACUAAUUACCGAAGAGGUAGCAGCAGAGGAACCAGCAGUAGAGGAUGCAGAACCAGAACUAACAGCAGAGGAGGUGGAACCAGAGGUUGAACCAGUUGCUGAGGAGGCAGAACCAGAGCCAGAACCAGUAGCAGAGGAGGUAGAACCAGAACCAGAACUAACAAUGGAAGAGGUGGAACCAGAACCAGUUGCUAAGGAAGCAGAACCAGAGCCAGUUGCUGAGGAGGCAGUACCAGAGCCAGAACCAGAGCCAGUACCAGAGGAACCAGUGGCAGAGGAGGUAGAACCAGAAGUAGUAACAGAGAAGGUAGAACCAGAACCAGAGCCAGAGCCAGCUGUUGAGGAGGCAGUACCAGAGCCAGUAGUGGAGGAGGUGCCUGUAGUGGAGGAGGUGGCUGUUGAGGAGGCAGUGGUAGAGGAGGUGGCAGCUGAGGUUGUGGUGGAAGAAGCUGCUCCAGUGGUGAAGGCUCCAGAAGCACCUGCGAAGACACCUGCGAAGGGGCCAGCAGAGGCAAAAGCCCCAGCGGGUCCUGAGCCAAGAGACAGAGCCCACAUUGAUGACACCCUCCGUCUCAGCACUGAACCCUCUGAGGAGUACACUGCCACGCUGAAGAAGCUGAAGCACAUCUACCACUCCGCCAUCAAGCCCAUGGAGCAGGCGUACAAGUACAACGAGCUCCGACAGCACGAAGUCUCAGAUGCUGAGAUCGCUGCCAAGCCCUUGAUGUUGUUCCUGGGUCCCUGGAGCGUGGGCAAGUCCUCCAUGAUUAACUACCUGCUGGGCCUGGAGGACACCUCCCAGAAGCUUUACACAGGCGCUGAGCCCACCACCUCUGAGUACACCGUGGUCAUGCACGGAGAGAAAGUCCGCACCGUGGAGGGCAUCGUCAUGGCAGCGGACAACUCGCGGUCCUUCACGCCCCUGGAGAAGUUCGGCCAGGGCUUCCUGGAGAAGCUGGUGGGCAUCGAGAUGCCCCACAAGCUCCUGGAGCGAGUCACGUUUGUGGAUACGCCCGGCGUCAUCGAGAACCGCAAGCAGCAGGAGAGAGGUUACCCUUACAACGAGGUGUGCCAGUGGUUCAUCGACCGCGCCGACCUGAUCUUCAUGGUGUUCGACCCCACCAAGCUGGACGUGGGCCUGGAGCUGGAGAUGCUCUUCCGCCAGAUGAAGGGCCGCGAGUCCCAGAUCCGCCUGAUCCUGAACAAGGCCGACAGCCUGUCCACGCAGGACCUGAUGCGCGUCUACGGCGCGCUCUUCUGGAGCAUGGCGCCGCUCAUCAACGUCACGGAGCCGCCGCGCGUCUACGUCAGCUCCUUCUGGGGCCAGGACUACACGGCCGAGUCCAGCUUCGACCUGUUCCGCCGCGAGGAGGUGUCCCUCAUGGAGGACCUCAACCAGGUGAUCGAGAACCAGCUGGAGAACAAGAUCGCCUUCAUCCGCCAGCACGCCAUCCGCGUGCGCGUGCACGCGCUCCUGGUCGACCGCUACCUGCAGGCGUACCACGAGAAGCUGGGCUGGUUCAGCGACCCGCACGAGGUCUUCGCCGACAUCGUGGGCGACCCCGACAAAUACUACAUCUUCAAGGCCGUGCUGGCCAAGACCAACGUGAGCAAGUUCGACCUGCCCGACCCCGAGCUCUACCGCGACUUCUUCGGCGUCAACCCGCCGGGCAACUUCAAGCAGCUGGCGCAGCACUGCAGCUGGAUGGGCGGCUGCCUGAUGGAGAAGAUCGAGCGCGCCAUCGUCGACGAGCUGCCCGCGCUGCUCAGCGGCCUCGGCGACAAGAAGGAUGCGCCUGCGGCCGCCAAGGCGCCCGCAGCCAAGGCGACAGCGCCCGCCGCCGCAGCAGAGGGCACCUGCACGGGGUCCGACUGCCCGGAGAAGCCCAAGAACCGCUGGCGAAGGCAGUGAUAGAAUGGAUGGAUGGAUGGAUGGAUGGAUGGAUGGAUGGAUGGAUGAGUGGAUGGGUGAACGGGUGGAUGGAAGGCGCAGACAUGGAGGAGAGGAGAAGCAGAAAAGAGGAGAGGAGAGAGUGAUUGGUUAAUAGGGGACUGAUAAUGGCACUGCACCAAAACAAAUUAACGAGUGAAUGUAGGAACAUGUGAAUGAAUGAAUGAAUGAAGAAAUGAAUGAAUGAAUGAAUGAAUGAAUGAAUGUGUAUGUAAUUAGUGGCUGAUGUAUAGUGCACAAUGCUAUGCGUGAAUGGAUUGCUGAGUGGGUGCUCUAACUGAGGUGAAUUAAAGAGAGUGUAAGGCUGGCUGAGUCAGGCCCAGCAGAGUACAAAGCUAUAGUGUUGUAGAAGUUGAGCUGGAGGGCAAUAGAGGGUAAACACGUUACAUUAAGAAGAGACUGUCAACGACUACAAUCAACUGAGUUGUGUGUUAACACGAUGAGAAGGCAUUUUGGUUUUUUGUUUUGUUUGGAUAUUUCUAUUUUAUUUAUUUCCGUUUUACUGUUAGACGUGGCACGUUGGCCGAUGCACUAGUCUAAACAUUUCAGGACAUUCUUCCUAAACAGUUUUUCCUUGAAACAGCUGUCUUGUGAAUACACAUUUGUACUGAUUCUUUGGAGUAGAGAACCUGUGGAUCUGCAUGAUAUCUGCUAAUUUUGUGACAUUAAAGUUAUUUUAUUUCCUUGUUGAGUGA